AUGGCACCCCCUUCUGCAGACGCAUACCCCAUCCCCCAAGACGAUAGAUAUCCUAGCAAAUCUAUCUCCGCGAGCAGGCUUCCAGGUCCCCUCAAAUAUUCCGGAAGCCUGGAUGAAUACGAAUCAUUUGAUCUGACUGCCGCCAUUGGCCGGGAGUUCUCGACGCUGCAACUGAGCGAGAUCUUACACGACGAUGCCAAGAUCCGAGAUUUGGGCAUCAUAGUCUCCCAGCGUGGCGUGGUGUUCCUGCGCAACCAGAACUUGAGUAUCGCUGACCAGAAGAACCUGGCGAUCAAGAUCGGGCAGCUGACAGGCAGACCCGAGGCAUCUUAUCUUCAUAAACACCCCCUCUCUAACGGCAAACGUGGGCUUGCAGUGGACAAGGACGGGAAACUCGACGAUGAGGUGACCAUUAUGUCUUCUGAGCAGAAUAAGAAGAUGUAUAGGGGUCGUUGUGGUCCUGGUACGAAGCGAUUGGCUAGUGAGGGAUGGCAUUCGGAUAUCACCUUUGAACCAGUGCCAUCUGACUACGCCAUCCUGAAAAUCGUGACUCCUCCUGAGGACGUAGGAGGAGAUACGCUCUGGGCGUCUGGAUAUGAAGCCUACGAUCGACUUUCCCCAGCAUGGAAGAAAUUCGCCGAGGGUUUGACGGCCACCCAUUACCAACCUGCGUUCAAUGAUGCCGUCAGAAACCAGGAUAUGGAACUUAUCACAGAGAAUCGCGGCAAUCCGGAGAACAGCGGAGUGGAAUUCAAAGCCUCCCAUCCCGUUGUGCGCACAAACCCGGUUACUGGAUGGAAGAGUCUGUUUGCUGCUGGAUUUCAGAUCCGUGCAGGAUGGAUUGACAAUGUGACAGAUUAUGAAAGUGAGAUGCUGAAGUCUUACUUUCUGAAAUUAAUUUCUGAAAACCAUGACCUUCAGGUGCGAUUCCGCUGGAGCGAAAACGAUGUCGCCAUAUGGGACAACCGCUGUGUGUUUCAUACUGCAACAUAUGACUAUAAUGGUGCUCGAGUUGGAAACCGGGUCGUUUCUCUAGGAGAGAGACCAUUCUACGACCCAAAAUCCGUUUCCCGCAGGGAAGCACUUGGACUUGAGGUGUAG
Messenger RNA from Aspergillus fischeri NRRL 181, 1101 nucleotides. RefSeq names its product TauD/TfdA dioxygenase family protein. The coding region runs from base 1 to 1101 and encodes 366 amino acids. The transcript is spliced from 8 exons. Gene Ontology annotation, cellular component: cytoplasm. The record is from RefSeq and is a predicted model, not a curated record. Lineage: Eukaryota; Fungi; Ascomycota; Eurotiomycetes; Eurotiales; Aspergillaceae. Gene Ontology annotation, molecular function: 2-oxoglutarate-dependent dioxygenase activity.